This is a messenger RNA of Eucalyptus grandis, 861 nucleotides long. RefSeq names its product probable 2-oxoglutarate-dependent dioxygenase AOP1.2. NCBI's taxonomy places the organism in Eukaryota, Viridiplantae, Streptophyta, Magnoliopsida, Myrtales, Myrtaceae. Gene Ontology annotation, molecular function: dioxygenase activity. The transcript has 3 exons. The coding region runs from base 1 to 861 and encodes 286 amino acids. The record is from RefSeq and is a predicted model, not a curated record.
AUGGACACUAUUUCAACACUGAAGCUUCCCCUAAUAGAUCUAUCCAAAUUAGAUGGCUCAAAGCGAGGGACAGGUCGAUGGGACUCCCUGCAAAGUCAAGUCCAAGAAGCCCUUGAAGAAUUCGGUUUCUUCAAAGUCUUGACUGAUAGGAUGACCUUGGAGCUUCACAAUGAUGCGUUUCAAGAAUUAGAGGCAUUGCUCAAGUUCCCGACUGAUGUGAAGCGCUGGUUCAAUGUCCCAAAUAAGCCGCAUGACAGUUACCUUGGGAAUCUUCCUUAUUCACCUCUCUACAAGACAAUGAAAACAUAUGUGACGAGGGUUUUGGAGUUGGAUUCACUAGUGAAGAAGCUAGUUUUGGGAAGCUUGGGCGUAGAAAAGUACCUGGAAUCUCUAGCCAAGUCGGUUAGAUACCAUUUUCGUCUCAUGAGAUAUGCUACUCCUAGGACCAAGGAGUCCAAGAAGCGUGGGGUUGGGUGCCAUCACGACCCAAACUUCGUGACCAUACUUCACCAGAACUAUGUGAACGGAUUGGAAGUGCAAACUAAGGACAGAUGUUGGUUCGAGGUCGCCCCUUCCUCAGCUGCCUCUUUCAUUGUCUUCACUGAGGAGUCAUUCUAUGGAUGGAGCAAUGGGAGAUUACACAGCCCUUGUCACCGUGUAAUGAUGAGCGAGCACGAGGCAAGAUAUUGCAUAGGAGUAUUCUCUUCCGUUCAUGAGACGAUCCAAUGUCCUGAUGAGCUUGUGGACGACCAUCACCCUUUGCUUUUCAAGCCCUUUGAUGUUGCCGGUCUCUCCCGCAUCUACAAGACCAAAGAGGGUGAAAGUGGAGCUUUGGCGAUCGAUACUUAUUACAGAAUUUGA